AUGGGUGUUAUUGACAAAAUCAAGGCUAUCGAGGAAGAAAUGGCCAGAACCCAAAAGAAUAAGGCCACAGAACAUCAUCUGGGUCUUUUGAAGGGUAAACUGGCUAGAUAUAGACAGCAGCUGCUGGCAGAUGAGGCUGGCAGUGGUGGCGGUGGCGGCUCUGGAUUUGAAGUGGCCAAGUCAGGUGACGCUAGAGUUGUCUUGAUAGGCUAUCCUUCUGUUGGUAAAUCGUCCCUAUUGGGUAAAAUCACCACUACUAAAUCAGAAAUUGCUCAUUACGCGUUCACAACUUUGACCUCUGUUCCAGGUGUGUUGAAAUAUCAAGGUGCUGAAAUCCAAAUCGUGGAUCUUCCAGGUAUUAUUUAUGGUGCUUCGCAAGGUAAAGGCCGUGGUAGACAAGUUGUAGCCACUGCAAGAACCGCCGAUCUAGUGUUAAUGGUUUUGGAUGCCACAAAGAGUGAACACCAGCGGACAUCUUUGGAGAAAGAAUUGGAAAACGUGGGGAUCAGAUUAAAUAAGGAGAAACCAAACAUCUACUAUAAAAAAAAGGAAACUGGUGGUGUCAAAGUUACAUUCACCUCUCCUCCAAAGAAUAAUUUAACUGAUCAAGCAAUCAAAAUGAUCUUAAGAGACUAUCGUAUCCAUAACGCAGAAGUUCUCGUAAGGGACGACGAGUGUACUAUUGAUGAUUUCAUUGAUGUCAUCAACGAACAACAUAGAAAUUAUGUCAAAUGUCUUUACGUUUAUAAUAAAAUCGAUGCGGUAUCAUUAGAGGAAGUAGACAAAUUGGCCAGAGAACCGAACACCGUUGUUAUGUCAUGUGAAAUGGAUUUAGGAUUACAAGAUGUCGUUGAAGAAAUUUGGUACCAGUUGAAUUUGAGCCGGGUCUAUACAAAGAAAAGAGGUAUUAGACCAGUGUUCAAUGAUCCCCUAGUAGUGAGGACGGAUUCGACCAUUGGUGAUCUAUGCCAUGGUAUCCACAGAGACUUCAAGGAUAAGUUCAAAUAUGCAUUGGUUUGGGGCUCAUCCGCCAAGCAUUCUCCUCAAAAAUGUGGGUUGAAUCACAAAAUUGAUGAUGAGGAUGUAGUUUCUUUAUUUGCGAAAUGA
Saccharomyces eubayanus is the source of this 1107-nucleotide messenger RNA. It is a transcript of the gene RBG2, whose product is annotated as Rbg2p. NCBI's taxonomy places the organism in Eukaryota, Fungi, Ascomycota, Saccharomycetes, Saccharomycetales, Saccharomycetaceae. The record is from RefSeq and is a predicted model, not a curated record. The coding region runs from base 1 to 1107 and encodes 368 amino acids. Gene Ontology annotation, cellular component: cytoplasm. Gene Ontology annotation, biological process: cytoplasmic translation. Gene Ontology annotation, molecular function: GTP binding; GTPase activity. The transcript has a single exon.